Molecule: messenger RNA, 1371 nt
Organism: Drosophila nasuta
Lineage: Eukaryota; Metazoa; Arthropoda; Insecta; Diptera; Drosophilidae
Product: interleukin enhancer-binding factor 2 homolog
Exons: 3
Coding region: 119-1303 (394 amino acids)
Biological process (GO): positive regulation of DNA-templated transcription
Cellular component (GO): catalytic step 2 spliceosome
Molecular function (GO): DNA binding; double-stranded RNA binding
Source: RefSeq, a predicted model, not a curated record
AUUUAUCGAUAAUGCAACCAUAUGUGUUAUCGGGCUUAUUAAAGGCAGACGAAGUGUGAUUGGUGGUUCUCUGAGAAGAAAUUAAAAAGUCGUCAAAAUUAUUCACUAUAAUAAAACUAUGGUCCGUGGAGCGCUUCGGGGCGGCAGACCUAUGCGCGGAGGCAUUAGGCCGCCUUUUAAAAAGACGUUCGUACCGCGGCAUCCGUUUGAUUUAACAUUAGCCGAAGUUGUUUUCCCCAAAGUUUCACCGGCUGUAGAUGAUUCUGCUCUAACUGCGGCGCUAUUAAAACGCAACCAAGACCUUAGUCCAACCUCAGCAGAGCAGACAGCAAUUGGUAAUUUGGUUACCAAGGUGCAAGCUGUUCUAGACAACUUAGUUUUAGCCCCAGGCGAUUUCAAUACCUGUCAAUUGGAAGAAGUGCGACAAGUGGGUUCCUUUAAAAAGGGAACAAUUCUCACAGGCAACAAUGUGGCCGAUGUUGUUGUCAUACUUAAAACACUGCCAACGAAAGAAGCCUGCGAGGCACUGGCCAAAAAAGUAGAGGCGGACCUCAAAAAUGGCAUGAAGACUGAAGUGGUUGCCAAGGGAGAGCAGCACACAAUACAAGUACAUGACCGCGGCUUCGAUGUGUCUAAUGUGCAAGCCAAAGUACGCAUUCUGAUUGCUACGUUGCCGCAAAAUUUGCGCAAAUUAGAGCCAGAAAUCCAUUUGGAUCAUAAGCUGAUGCAGGGCCAUUUGGCAGCUAUACGGCACACUCGCUGGUUCGAGGAAAACGCUCACCACUCUUCAAUCAAAGUUCUAAUUCGUAUUCUUAAGGAUUUGACUAAGCGAUUCGAUGCUUUUGCACCGCUCUCUGCUUGGAUGAUUGAUUUAAUUGCUCAUUUGGCCAUCAUGAACAAUCCCUCACGUCAAGCGCUGCCCAUCAACAUGGCUUUCCGUCGUGUGUUCCAACUGCUAUCGGCUGGCCUAUUCCUACCGGGAUCUGCGGGUAUCACGGAUCCAACUGAGCCCGGUCACAUUCGGGUGCACACAGCAAUGACUUUGGAGCAGCAGGAUGUAUGCUGCUAUACAGCGCAGACGUUACUGCGAGUAUUGGCACAUGGAGGCUACAAGCAUAUUUUGGGAUUGGAGGGCAACACUAGUAUUGUACGCGAAAUGUCUGUGUGGAAUGGCGUGGUUGUGUCGCCUCUAACUCCCGUGUAUGAGAAGCCUACUGACAAAAAGGAAGGUGACCUGGAGGAAGAUAUUGAAAUGAUUGAGAAUGAAAAUGAGGAUGUUGGUAGUGACGAUGCUGCCGAAUAAGCUAUGCAAUAAGAUUUACAUUUUAUUAUAAACAAUAAAUUUCGCUGUAUUAUGCCAGCACAUUCUCA